Messenger RNA from Pseudoliparis swirei, 2346 nucleotides. RefSeq names its product SH2 domain containing 5 (gene sh2d5). Lineage: Eukaryota; Metazoa; Chordata; Actinopteri; Perciformes; Liparidae. The transcript has 7 exons. Gene Ontology annotation, cellular component: postsynaptic density. Bases 316 to 1644 code for a protein of 442 amino acids. The record is from RefSeq and is a predicted model, not a curated record.
CCACAAAUGUCUUUUUUUCAUCUUUCACAUUCGUGUUUUUAAAAUUAUUUUUUUACAUGUGGUUUUUUUUCUUUCCUUUUUUAUAUAUUUAUUUAGAUUUUUACAAAUUAACAAGACUGGACUUUAAGGAUACAAUACAAAGGGAAAGGAGAAAUAAAAGGGUAAAGAACAACAAAAAAACAGACUACAAAAUAAUUAGAAAAACCACAGCAAAUAACACAUUCACACAUCACCAGUCUAACAUAAGUACAUAUUUAAGGUGACAUCAUCAAAUCAAGUCACCAUCGGUACCAGUGUUUUUAAUCUGGCACAGCAAUGUCCAGCCCGGGGGGGUCCACCAUGUCGAAGACCAGUUUCCAUAUUUUGACAAAUCCCUUGACAUUGUCAUGGAGGGUGUGGGUCAUUUUUCCAGAGCGAGAACUUCCAAAAUCCCUUUGUGAUUUUAUUUGUGUUUUUAAGUACGUGGGCUCAUUUCUUGUGGAUGACCGCUGCUUGGACGACCAGAUGGAGCAACUGCACACUCAGCUGAAGUCCCUUAAAACGUGCAAAAGACGACGGCCUGUGUCCCUGAAAUUCUCCAUCAAAGGUGUGAAGAUGUACAACGAGGAUGAAACGACGCUCCUGAUGGCUCACGCUCUGCGUAGAGUCUCUCUGUCCACCGCCCGGCCCACCGACGCCCAGUUUGCCUUCGUCUCCCACAACCCGGGCAGCUCUGACGCCCAGCUGUACUGCCACGUGUUCAAGGCCCGCCACUCCAGAGCGGCGCAGUUCCUGAACCUGCUGCUCUGCCGCUGUUUCCAGCUGUGCUACUUGGAGAAGCACCCGGACGAGGCCCAGGAGGACUCCGUUGGCUCGACGCCUCGCCGCAACCCCUCCCUGCUCAACCACGGCUUCCCCCUCAGCGUCAGCGCCCUGGUCUCCUUCCGGAGAGCCCCCUUUCAGGGGCUUCUGCCGGGCACCAAGGUUUCAACGUCGUCCUCGUGUUCGCGCGUGCACGACGUCGUGCGUUUCCCUUUUCACCCCAGUGUUUUCCCCUCCCUCCCCGUUUCCCGCCCGUCUGCACAGAAGGAUCAAAAGUCCUUCGACGACCUGCAGAGCAGCCAGGAGGAAGUCUUCCCCACCUCCUCGCCCUCGCUGGUGCGAAAGAAAGCCAUCCGCACCAAAGCGCUGCGCUCCGGCGCGUACCGCUCCUUCACGUUCACGCCGCUCAAGCAGCGCUGCGUUCAGGAGCGGCUGAGCGCGUCACAAGGAAAAGACGAAGCUCCAGCGAGGAAGUCCCGCACGCCGAGCUUGGCCGAAACCGAAGAAGCUCUGGCUCAGGCGGUGUGGCGUUGGGCUGGCAUCGCGACUGACGGCAGCUGUUCCCUGCUGGCGGACGACGUUCUGGGGUCGUACCUCCUGUGUCCUCAUCCGAAGAAACCCAAAUGUGGCUCCCUCAUCGUCCGCCUCCCCUGUGGCCUGAUCACCCACCUCAUCGAAAGCACCAGCGCCGGGACGCUGCUGCUCGAGACGCACAAGACUGAAUUCGGCUCCGUGGCCGAGCUGAUCGAGCACUACACGGAGACGCUGGGUGAGCUGCCGUGUCUGCUGAGCUGUGCGCGAGUGAACCACUGUUACGAGUGGGAGGAACAAAGCCCGGAUUAACAAAGGCCGGAUUAAAGGCUCCCACAGAAAGCCCUGGUUUUAAACCCUGGACACUGGAACUUGUGGAUUGCCAACCUCCGAAUGAGUGACACCUUUUUUUUAAUUGAUUUUUGCACAUCAUCUUUUAUCUAUUUUUAAAAAAUCACAUUUGGUGUUUUUUGGGGGGGAGGCUUCAUUAACAUACAAUGCACCUAUACUUACUAGUGUUGGCACUUAUUGUAUAGUAUUCAAGCAAUUUCAUCAACGGGUACUUAUCUGUAACGGCGUAAUAUGUUGUGCUUGCUGCUUUUUAUGCAUUUCCAUGUAAUCAUUUUUAAAGGUAUUUUUGUUUUUUUAAGGCAUCAGAGGAGAAAGUGCUUUGACGUGGAAUUUUAUGUUUGCACGGGAUGUCAAAGCCGUACGUUGGUCUUUAAAUUGUAUUGUUCCUUGAAUUUUAAUCCCUCUGAGAAGGGAAAUGUUCAAACUAUCUGUGUUUUUAAAGUUUUGUUCACUGGUUUUAACUGGUAAUGUUUGUUAAAGGAACAGUUAUAUGAAAGUAUAGGUCUUGGUCAUAAGGUUGCAUGUGAGAUAGUGUUUUCUGGUCCAAAAGUCUGCUUUAUACCCAACAUUUUUUUUUAUUUUACUUUUUUUUCCAACAAACAGUAUUCCUUGUUGUUCCCCCCCCGGUUUGAGAUUAAACAGAUUUUUCUGUUUUCAACCCAA